Molecule: messenger RNA, 1536 nt
Organism: Colletotrichum acutatum
Lineage: Eukaryota; Fungi; Ascomycota; Sordariomycetes; Glomerellales; Glomerellaceae
Exons: 4
Coding region: 352-1263 (303 amino acids)
Source: RefSeq, a predicted model, not a curated record
UUUAGCUCUGACCAAAAACUAUUCCCAAAUUUUAGGGUGAUGUUUCAUUCCGACGGAUGCGAGGUAAAAAUGAAUGCAUGCAUAGUUGUAUGCUUUCAGCCUGCGUCAGGGACUCUGCUCGUCUUGGCCAUGAGGGGUGAUUCUCGGCAAUCAUUAAUACAAUCGAACCUAGACUUAGGUGAAUUAAGCUACAUACUCUACCGCCAACACCAGAAGUUCACUGUAUAAGAAUAGGAAGCUUUUCCGAUGGCGUCUGCAUCGAUAAUGUUGUGCUCCAAUGUUAUUGGCGGAGGUUCAACCAACAACAAAUCGGCUGGAGCCUACUCGUUGUCUUCAUCUUAACGCAUCAGCAUGGAGGCGCACUCCAUUCAUCUCUACAGAAGUGUCCGAGUGGCAGUGAUACAGCCUGACGGAGCUUUGCUGACAACGGAGGGCAAUGAACAGCAAAUUCUAUUCAUUAAACAUGACGGAACAUUCGGUGGAACAGGCCAUGUUGCUACCUGUAUUAUGCAACACGAAAUGACCAGUAUCCGAGCGGAAAUCAUUCGCUUUUCUGCCUAUUCCGUAUGUAACUACGUUUGGAGGUUGAACACCGAUCAUUUCAAAUUACGAGUGAAGUUCACAUCUCCAUGGCAACCCUUUGCUCAGCUGGAUUGGAUCCCAUCUCCAGAAGGGUACGGGUUAAUAGCAACUGCCUCCUUCUCUCGUUUUCCCGGUGAGGUGGCCGUGCGGAUGGGCCCAUCAGGCCGGGCGGUAGGCACAGCUACUCAAACUCUCAUCGCUGGCCACGGCUCGCCCAUGACUUGUUCAAUCAACAUCGAUAUCUCGGAGGACGAUUUGAUCGUCAUUUUCCAGCCAGACGAUCCAACUUUAGCCCCCGUGCUGUCCCAAAUAUUCACAAGACCGCCCUUCGAGUGGAAUACAGAGACUGUCCAGCCGGAUCCCUACUACACCAAUGACUCUCUCAGCAUGCCAGAACAAAAUAAUAUGGGUUAUGCACCUGAAGCAGAAAACCACAGUGGAAUCUGCUUCCCAUAUCGCAGCAGCGUUAUCUCUCCUUUCGAACCAGGACCCGGCCAGCAAAGUUGCGUUUCAGAUCAAUACCAAUUGCCCUAUGCAGAUAAAUCCAGUCCAGCUUCUGGAUCGACACUCAGCAUCGGCUCAGAAGAUCAAAACAGUGCACAGUUCACCACCAUCAACAGUGCUGGCACCCACCAUGAUACUCUUGAUGACCGUUGCAUCGUCGUCAAACAGCUGCCGUAGAUCAAUGAGGGCCGGGGGUGAGGGGUUGUUCAAUGCAAUAUACUGAUCGGUACAAAUAACUGAAACGACGGUCAUCAAUUCGUCUCAAACCCUUCGAUGUAUAAGGUGGGAGUCAAAUAUGGAGCCAUUUCUGGCGCUCGGCUAAGCACACACUGGUUGCGCUGAUAAACCAUUUCGAAUGCAAGAGAUGCUACCCAACCAAGAAGGCCAACAUUUGUUUCAAUGACACUCUAGCUCCACAUGAUUAGCUUAUCAGACUAUGAAGUAAUUUAU